This is a messenger RNA of Funneliformis geosporum, 164 nucleotides long. The record is from the annotation of a GenBank genome assembly. NCBI's taxonomy places the organism in Eukaryota, Fungi, Glomeromycota, Glomeromycetes, Glomerales, Glomeraceae.
AAUUAAAUGAUAAGGAAAUAGAUGAAGAUAAUUGUGAAGUUAAGAAGUCAGAUAAUUAUAAACCGAAGAUUGAGGCUGAUUCUGAAUUACAAAAAAGAAUUAUAGUUUUGAAACCAAACUCUUUCCUUCAUAAACCCACACCAAGCGUUACAGGAUAUAACUAA